Molecule: messenger RNA, 2565 nt
Organism: Purpureocillium takamizusanense
Lineage: Eukaryota; Fungi; Ascomycota; Sordariomycetes; Hypocreales; Ophiocordycipitaceae
Exons: 2
Coding region: 1-2565 (854 amino acids)
Source: RefSeq, a predicted model, not a curated record
AUGCCGCUUUUGCCUCGUGCACCAUCACAUUCGUUUCCUCCUACCCGUGGGCACGCGUUCGCGCACCUUGGUUCCUUCGUUCAUUUAUCAGCACAUUUCGAUAAUCCUCACUUGAGGCUUCCGCAUUCACCGCAGAGUGUGCCACACUCGGAGACGACACACCGAGAAGAUUCCUCUGCCAUGGAUCAGCCGUUCGACCCCAUGGAGCUAUUCAAGGCGGAGGUCCGACGCAAAGCCCAGGCCGACGGCAUGUCCCCCGAAGAGGCCGAGGUGCUCGCCAGCCUCGCGCUCGACACGCUGCGCGCCAAGGCGGCAACCAAGAGGCCCGGCUCGCCAGUGACCAAGGCAGAAGUUGCCGAGGGCGUUAGGAAGCAUGCCAUUAGGGAGGUGGAGAAGAGCAAUGCGCGGAAGGAAAAGCUCAUGAUGCAAGGCCUCACCCUCAUCGGGAGCAUGACCCAGGAACAGCUCGACGAGUUCAUGGAGAAUUACGAUGGCGACGAGAUCGGCAAUGAUGACGAGGACAGUGACGAAGGUGAAGAGUGUCGGGCGAUAGGAACGGAGAAGCAUGGGAAUCUGGGUCGAGAGACCAAGCGGUUCGCGUUUGAGGACGAUGGCCUCGAGGAGGUCUUUGGCGAUGACGAGGAUGAUCCCUACGACUUGUGCGCGGACAUGGCAAACUUGCACCUCGGCAUGCGUCGCGAUGGCAUGGACCUCAUCACGGCCCUCUGUCAGCGCGUCGAGCUCACCGUCGAACUCGCAAAGCAUCUCCGCCCAGAGGACCUGCUCACACUCUACUCAACCAGCCGCGCGUUCUACCAGGCCUUCAACGCACAUGCCCUCUCCGUGAUCCGGCAGAUCAUCGCGUACAAAGCCCCCGAGGCCGGCCGCGUCUUCGCCUUCAAGAUGUAUCGGCGCCACCUCAUCAACGACCCCGCCGGCCGCGUCUGGGGCGUCCAGAUGUCCGAGGCCGAGCGCCGAGCCUGCGGCGACAUGGCCAAGCAGGUCAGGACGGUGCCAGGGGUGCGGUACCUGCAGCUCGUGCUCACGCGGGACCGCUGCUGCCGCGAGAUCCUCGCCGUCAUGGCCCGCCUCGGGCACCGCACGCCCGCGGGGACGCUCGACGCGCUGCUGCGCCUGUGGCUCACCAUGGAGGUCGGCGUGUCGUCGCAGCGGCAGGCCAUGAUGGGCAGCAGGGACCUCUGGCGGGACGCGGACCUUUACAACGUGCAGCUCUUCUUCGUCAAGCUGAUCAUGGUCUUCAACGAGCCCGGUUUCGGCGCGCGCAAGCCCGAAAUACUCCACAUCCUCCUCGGCCGGCGCUACGGCCUCGUGUUCCUCUGGGAGGUGCUCCUCCGCAAGCGCUGGACUACCGCGGCGGAGAUUAUGCAGGCCAAGGUCGCGUACAGAACGGCCAUGCGGUCCAUCGGGCGCAACGUCAACGGCGACAAGCCGGCCUUUGGCGUGCCUCUCGACGACGUCAGCCAGGGCCACACCGAGGGCUGGGGCCUGAGCUUCAACCCCCUCCUCCGUCCGGAUGAGCUCGUCGCCACGGAGAGCCUGCAGCGAGGGCUUGACCUCCACAUGCACCUGCGCUUCAUGGCCGUCUGGGGCUACUGGGACUGGUUCACGGGCGAUAACCUGGUCCCCACCGAGGACGAAAUGUACGUCGAGGACGAGGAGACGGCCCUCGCACACAUGGACACGAGCCACCACUGGAAGAAGAAGCACGCCCUCAAGAAGCGCUGGGCGUCUCUCACCCCCGAGCAGCAGCGCAAGAUUCGCGAGGCCGACGAGGGCGAGCGCCUGAUGGCCCUGGCCUGGCUUGGGUCGUCGUCGUCGUCGUCGUCAUCGUCGUCGUCGGAGCAACAACAGCAGCAGCAGCCGGCAAGCGAGGGCGAAGGCGAGGGUGACGGCAUGGGCAGCUCCGCCGAUGGGGCAGCUCCCCAGCCGGCAAAGCUCGACGACGAAAUCACGCGCGGCAUCAUCGUCCACAAGCCCAAGUCGAAGCUCAAGCCUCCCCGCACCACGGACAGCCUCGCCGCCUGGGUCGAGUUCAGCAGCAAGGCACUCAGCGGCGGCGCGCAGCGACCCCCAACCGGCGACCAGGGGCUGCGUGCGCAGGCCCUCCACAGCCACGGAGCCGCGACGGAGGAGUGGGACUGGUUGGAUUGGCUGCAGCGGGAGUUUGACUACGAGGACGCGCGGACGGCGGCGUCGACGGCAGCAGCAGCAGCGCAGGAGGACGCCGAGAUGGCCGACGGCUACGACGAUGAAGCGAGCCCUGUCUCGGACGAGUACGACUCGGAGUGGAGCGACGACAACGACGAGGAUAUGGAGAGCAACGAGGAAAUGGACGGCAUUAUCGCAGAGGUCCUCGCCCGCGCGAAUGGCCCCGGGGACGUGGUUAUGGCUGACGAUCGCGGGAACACGGGCGUUGCCCAAGACAUCCAUUCACAGCAGUACGGCGAGGCCGACAUGACCGAUGAUGGUUCGGACCAAAUGCUGCAGAGCGGACAGGACCUCCAGGACUUUGUCAAUGGGUUCUUUAAGGGAACUGACCUGUGA